Molecule: messenger RNA, 438 nt
Organism: Microthlaspi erraticum
Lineage: Eukaryota; Viridiplantae; Streptophyta; Magnoliopsida; Brassicales; Brassicaceae
Source: the annotation of a GenBank genome assembly
AUGCCUUCCUGGUCGGAUCGUGAUAAGCGGGCAGGUCGAACGCGGGAUGAUGCUUCCUUGUUCGGACAGAGUGGUCGUGAGCGGCACAUAGUCGUGGGACUGAAAUGGGUCGACCGCGGGCGGAUGCUUCCCGGGUCGAUAUGUGCGCUCGGCCGUGCACUCAUGUGGGACGAACGUGGCGUUCUGCGCGGGUCGAGUCGUCCCACGAUCGACCGAGCCAGUUUCACGUCCUCCCUACUCAGUCCCAGCAUAUCGAUCCUCAUCAGGUACAGCGCCUCAUCUUUCUCUUUCACGUCCCAGCCGGGUCUCACUCCGGGGGCUCCCAUGGAGGCUCCCAUUCAACGACUGGCUGAUACUAGUGGACGAAUUUCGUCGAACUGGUCCAUGAAAUUCAGCUUCUGGCUCAAACUCCUCCUUGGUCUAAACGGAUCUGUGUGA